GUCAAACCAAACUUCAGUCUCAACUUCUCAAGAUUAGGUGGCAUUGUAGGUAGAAUCUGAGCUGCUGAAUGAGUAGCAUGUCCUUUGCACCUGGGUACGUCUUUUCGUCUUUUCUAGCAAGCACAGACGUCCCCAUUGGUCCCCCAAUGGUUUGAGUCUUGACCGCCCUCUGUCAGCUGAAUGUUGCAGCUAUCAUGCAGACUAGAUCAGAGCAUGUUCUGCAGGUCCUGCACAUGCACUGCAAGUUUAGGGAGCAGUGCAGAGUGAGAUCACUUUGCUGACAAUCACUCAUGAAGGUGUUGUAGGCAGGUACAGUAUAUAACUCAAGUGGAUUGAAUGGCCGCAUUUGUUGAAAGACAUUCAACGCACUUGGUCCAAGUUCAAUCAUACGAGCGGUAGAGGGCGCAGUGAUACAGCUGCAUUGCCCAACUCUUCUGCACCCAAACAAUAGAGGCAGCUGCCACUUGUUUGUUAGCUCCCAACAACUUCUGCCUGGGGCUGGAUGACCUUCUGCCCAGAUUCAUGCGACCAGCAAUCCACCACAACUGAACAUUGUCUGAACAGGGGAGCUCUUCCCAGAGUCAGUCUCUGGCCAACAUGAUGGCCCCAGCUAAGCGCCGCGCGAAACGGCCAACCCUCAUUCCAACGCUCCUCCUGGAGUUCCUCGCAGGCGCAUUCGUACUUUGUUUCUAUUUCCUCUACCGCCGCUACCACAAUGCAGUUGGCGUAACCCCCAAAAACUCCCUGAGGCAAUCCUGCCAGUUUACAAAGUGGGUUAACCCUGCGGUAGAGCCCCCGGAGGAGGAGAUUGGGGACAGGUGGGCAUGCCCCUCGGAGCGCUUCUGCCAGGUGGCGCUCCGCGAUUCGUGCCUGCAGCGGCGGCCGCCGGCAGGGCCGGACUCGCGGAUGUAUCAGCACGACUUUCAGCUGCUGGUGGCGAGCGUUGCGCAAGCGGAGCAAUGCGGGGCGACUGCGGGGAAGUUCUCAGAUCACUACAAGGGCUGCCGGCGUUUUGGGUUAAAUGCAAACCUCAAAUUUGAGGACGGGGGUGUGACCCCGGGGGGGCGGGUGGAGUCAAAGCCGACGAUCCUGAUCAACUGUAUGGACAUGAUGUGCGAUAACUGGUUCCAAGCGGUUGCAUAUGUGGCGUAUCCGACAGCAGCGCUCAUGGAUCAACUGGGUCUGCAAGAGCUGCGAGGGUUUGCGCUUCGGAUCCUGAUGGAUAAGAACAAGGGGCGGGAGCUUCUAGUUGGGUUGAUGGAGACUUUCAAACCAGACGAGGUCAUCUUCUCAGCGAUGAAUAUGCAGGAAAGCCAGGACCUUGGGUGCUACAGUCGUGCUUACUUCAUGGGGUAUGACUCGCACCCGUUCCACUGCGACCUUAAUCGGAAGGUUGGCAUUAACCCAACGUUGGUCCGGAUGUCACGAUUGAUGAUGUCAAGCAUGGGUUUUGUGGCCCCUCCUGCGCUGAAGAGGGACGUGUCCGUUGUGCAUGCCAAGCGCACGGGGGUGCGGCGAAUCCUCAACCCCACCGAAGUAGAGGCGGAGUUUCGGCGGCCAAUCCGUUAUGUUGAAGAGAAAGAGGGGGCGGAUUGGAAGGACUAUUUCCGGAAAACGAUCCAGACGCACCGGGAGGCAUCGGUGCUGUUUGGGGUCCAGGGCGCGGGGCUCACGAACCUGCUGUUUUUACCCCCCGGGGCGGUGGUGAUCGAAGUCGGGAAUGAUGGGUUCGUGUUCCAUGCGUUCAGAAACAUGGCGGUGCAGAGCGGGCACUAUUACAUGUUGAUAGAAGUCAGUAAAGAAGCCAAUGAUAGCGCGGUGGUGCUGCCCGCGAGCGGGAGCGCUCAAGCAGCUGAUCUGUGGGUGCAUCCGAAGGAGGUGAGGCGGGCAAUGGACACGGCAGAGCAGCUGCUGCAAUUGCCCCGAGACGUUGUUAGCUAGCCUAACACGCAGGUACCUUAGAUCCGACUACGUUUUGGCUUCCCAUGCAAUAGUGUCUCUCGACAGCGUAGAGUUGACACUGCGGUUGCAUGAACGAUUUUGCUCCCUAUUUGAACGGUUCCAGUAUUGGAAGUCCAGGCAGCAUGCAUGUAAGCUGUCCCAAGGUUCAUUCC
Klebsormidium nitens is the source of this 2114-nucleotide messenger RNA. The record is from the annotation of a GenBank genome assembly. Lineage: Eukaryota; Viridiplantae; Streptophyta; Klebsormidiophyceae; Klebsormidiales; Klebsormidiaceae.